This is a messenger RNA of Entrophospora sp. SA101, 1077 nucleotides long. The record is from the annotation of a GenBank genome assembly. NCBI's taxonomy places the organism in Eukaryota, Fungi, Glomeromycota, Glomeromycetes, Entrophosporales, Entrophosporaceae.
AUGAAAGAAAGCUCACAAUACGACUAUAAAAUCUCUACCAGGCCUCAAGAAUUCGGCCCAAAAGGCGAAACUUUAUCAAAUCCUGUAGGGAACUUGCUUAAGGGGGGGGAGGAAGAGGAGGAAGAAAAUAAACAAGAAUCACCAUUUGAAAAAGAACUUAAAGCAUAUCAUAAUCUUAAAAAACUUGAAGACAAACCCAUUAAAUCAAUAAAUGACAACGGCACUCAUAAUUAUAAUUCUUCUUACGACGAACAAAGACAAUUAAAAGACGAAUUGAAUAAUAAUAAUGGUUAUAUAGCAACUUCAGAGGAACAAUACUUUUAUCAUCCUGAAAGACAAUUAUGGUUUGACACAUACUCUGGAAUCUAUUCAUAUUAUGACAAAUCCACUCAAACUUACACUCCAAUAAAUGACACCACAGCGGCCACCCACAAUAUACAAUUUAUCAACAACAACAACGUUAACACCACCGCUGCUGUUUUUGAAGAUUUAGCAAUAGAACAAGGUGAACCUGGUAGUGAUGCAACUCUUAGAUUGGUGGUGAUCGAAUCAGGGAUUUUAAAAUCUGGUGAUUUGGUUCUUGUUGAUGCUAAUGGAAUUUCUAUAGGCAGAGAUAAAUGUUAUGAUAGACGUCUUCGUCUAGCUGAGAUGCCAACUUCAAAACAUCAUUUUGAUAGUGGAUCUCAGAAUGGAACUUUUGUUAAUUCUAAACGUCUUUCUGAAAGUAGAAUGAGUUCUAAACCAUGUCAGUUGAGUCAUAUGGAUGAAUUGGAGAUUGGUAGACAAAAUGACAGCUUUAAUGUAACACAAAAAGAACUUUUGGAAAUUCAACGUAGAUUGGAAUUAAAUAGAUUAAAAAGAAAAUAUAUAGGAUCAAAUAAUAAUCAAAAAAGUGCAAAAUAUGUAGACCAAACAAAAAUUGGACCAGAAAAUAAGGGAAGUAAACUAUUACAGAAAAUGGGUUGGCAAGAGGGACAAUCAUUGGGUUGUAAUGGAAAUGGAAUUAUUGAACCUUUGAAUUUAGUGAUUAAUAAGGGUCGGACUGGACUUGCAAUUUUUGUUUUAAUUACAUGUUGA